GCUGAGGAAAGAGUCAGGUAAGAUGGCAGCCUCUCCAUGGCAAAACUCUGAGGUAUAUAAACAUCACCAUCAGAAGGAUGUGUGUUUUACAAGACCGAAAUACAGAGAAGGCAGGAAACCAAAGGCUGUCAAGGUGUACACAAUCAACCUAGAGUCAAGCUACCUCUUGGUGCAAGGAGUGCCAGCAGUAGGAGUAAUGACAGAGCUGAUCCAGCUCUUUGCACUUUAUGGAGCUGUUGAGGAGUAUCGUAUAUUGGAUGAUUAUCCUGCAGAAGAGUUCACCGAAGCCUACCUUAUUAAGUUCCAAAAAAUCCAAAGUGCAAGAGCUGCAAAACGCAAGUUGGAUGAAAAAAGUUUCUUUGGUGGUUUGCUUCAUGUCUGUUAUGCACCAGAAUUUGAAACAUUGGAAGACACAAGAGAAAAGUUACAAGACAGAAGGCAGUUUAUUGCAAGAGUAACCCAUAACAAAAAUAAAAAUCUGCCUAAAUUGGAAAAGUCUAAAGAAGCAGACAGCAGUGCUAUAAACAGCACCUUGCGGAAAGAACUUGCAGCCACAGCAAAGGAAUAUUUUGCCAGUGAGACUGAACAUUCCUCCUAUUAUGGUUACCCAAUGCUACCACCACCUCCCCAAGAACAUCUGUCCGUUUUGUCACAUGUGUCUGGUUGCAGGGAGCAAACUAUCAGCACUCCGUCACCAUUUCAGUUGAAUUCAUCUUACCCAAGUGAGAUGCCUGAACUGUGGAAAUUAAAUGAAAAGGAGGAAACUUCAGUAAGGCCAGAGAAAACAACUCCUCCAAGUGCAAAGCAUAUUUCUGACCUUCAUUGUGGCACAAGAUUUAUUCCAAGGACCACAUGCUUGCUGGACAGAAAACGUAAAAAUGAAAAAGUGGGAACUAAUUUAUUAAUUGGAAGCAGUGCAGAUCACACAAAUGAAGUGUUAAUUGGUCCAAAAUUACCAGAUAUACCCAAAGUAGAAAUGGGAGAUACCUCAUUAAACAUAACAGCAGACUUGAUUCGAAACAAAAUAUUAAAGGUUUCUUCAGUAUCUGAAGUGAAAGAAGAAAAUCGGAACCUGCAACAAAACAAUCAACCAAAACAACGGCGGAGAAUUUGACCAUCUACAGCUUGUAAAGAUUUACGAUGUGUGGAUUGUUAAUUUCCCCCCCAAGCGAUUCCCAGACUGAUAUUCAGGAUUGAUGAAUGCACUAUAUGACCACUCAGUAAACCAGUAUGUAUAUACAGCAAAACAGUGUGCAGUGAGCUUCAGAAAAUGAAAAUGUUUUAAUCUGGUUAUGAAGUAUUGUUCCUUCAGUCAAAACUGAAUAAAAGGAAAGUCAUCCAUAAUUCUUUGCAAUUGAUACAUGAUUGUAUACGCUUCACUAUUUACAAAAUAUAUAUAUAUAUUU
Messenger RNA from Erpetoichthys calabaricus (reedfish), 1406 nucleotides. RefSeq names its product RNA binding motif protein 48 (gene rbm48). The transcript is spliced from 5 exons. Bases 23 to 1114 code for a protein of 363 amino acids. Lineage: Eukaryota; Metazoa; Chordata; Cladistia; Polypteriformes; Polypteridae. Gene Ontology annotation, cellular component: nucleoplasm. Gene Ontology annotation, molecular function: RNA binding. The record is from RefSeq and is a predicted model, not a curated record.